GGCGCAGCUAACGACAAGAACCCAGCGAGGCAAGCAAUAGACAUCCUAACACGGGUCAACGUGCCGUCAGCGCGGUGGCGGAUCGGCGCCGGUCUCAGGAAGGUUUUCGAGGAGCACUACGCGUUGAACGAUAGCGUGCUGUCUGCAGGUUUUGUCUCAGGGGACGCCUCCCGCAUGCGCCGCAUCUUGCAGAAGCUCGCGAGAAAUGCGACUGUGAUCGUGGAGGUAUUUGGCGGCUCCUUUACGAUGGGCGCUGGCUGCGGCGAAAACCAGACCCAUGCUUCCAGCGCCUGUUGCUGGUCCGAGCGCUCCGCCAAUUGGUGGCGACAUGCGUUCCCAGGAAGGCAGCUGCUCUGGGAGAAUCGAGCCCAAUCUGGUGUCAGCUCUGAGUUUCUUUUGGGCGGCAUUGGCGCAGUCGUGAAUGGCUGGCACUAGGAGCCUGAUUUGAUCUUCGUCGCCUCCAGCGUAAAUGACGCGGGAGGUAGCUGGAAGAAGAGUGCCCUGUUGGGGCUCGAGGGCCUAAUUCGAGCCCUUCGCUCGCUGCUGCCCGGCACGCAGGUCAUCCUGGUAGAGGACGGCUGCAAACACUGCGUGCCGAUGGCGCCCCGUCGGAGGGAGCUGGCGAGGCACUACGACGUGCCCGUGGUGGACUACGCCGCAGUGGUGCAGGGGUAUAACAAGGCGGGCCCGGAUGGCCCAGACCGCUUCUGGCCCUGGACGGACCCCGUCCUGAAGCCAACCCGCCCCGGAGGACCGCCAACUUACACGAUGCUGGGGACGGAGUGGCCCAACUUCGUGCCGAAGGUGGAGGUGACCCAGGUCACCUGCUGCCCCGCAAACCACCCCCCCUGGGUGGUGCACCAGUACUACGCCGACAUCGUGUCGGCGUCCGUGCUGCGGAUGCUGCGGGGCUUCUGCUCGGAGGGCGCGGCGGGGGAGCCAGGGCCGCCGCCGCCCCUGCCGGCCCCGGUGGGGCCGAAGGAGGAGCUGGACCGCAUAUCGGGGUGCCUCCGGCCGCUGACGAUGUACGACGCGAGGGGGUCCUCGGCGAGCGACGGGAUCGAGGCCACGGGCGGGUGGAGCCUGGCCGAAGACGUGCCGGGGCGCCCGGGGUGGAUCUCCACAAAUGUGGGGGCGACGCUCAGCUUCCGAGUGCGCUUCGGCCGCUCUGAACGCGCCCUGCUGAGCCUGGGGUAUCUGCGGAGCUACGAGGGAGUGGGGACCGCGACGGUGGAGGCCUGGAGCGUGGCUUCCAACGGGAGCGCCAGCUCCCGGCCCAGGCGGAAGCGGGAGCUCCAGGCGCUCUGGGCCGAGCGCGUCUCUCUGCCCGCCACGUUCGUGGCGUUCGAGGGGUGGGACGAUCCGAUCCACGAUCUCCAGAGCGAAGCCGACAAGGCCGCCCUGCUUGCCAAGAGGAGGCGGGGGCAGGACGCCACCUACGAGGCGGUCGUGAAGUUCACGCACGCCCGCGGGCCGAAGUUCAAGGUCCUCAGCGUCAUCACGUGCUGACGGGCCACGGCCCGCUUUCUGCUCCGCGUGCCCAGGCUCCCGGAGCCCGAGCGCCCAAAGCUGGCCGGCGAGCGCCCGUGCGCCGUGCACAUCAAAGGCCUCGCCGUUCUUCCCAGUGGCCGCGCCGUGUGCCCAGGCCCCCGACGUCGUGAUUCUUCCACGACGUGACCCUUAGGAAUCUGGACCCGCUCCAGGGAUCGGUUCUUUAUCCUGAGUCAUUUCGGGAGGGUCCCGAGGCCCGGUGGGCCCGUGGGAGGCCGAAAACAGCGGUGGAGGGCGCCCUGGACCGUCCGGCGGAGGCGCCCACGGUGGCAGCUGUUCUUCAUCUCGAAGAAGAACCGUCAUAAGUACAAGCUGAGAGCUCCGCGCGGAUUUCUUGGAACGGCGCUGGCCCCCCCUCGCGCGCUCCGCGCGCCAGAAUAUGUAUGUCUUGGAACCGCUCGGACGUCUGCAUUCCUUCGCGGCGAGGGCCAUCGAGGAACAUCCUGCAUCGUCUUGCGAGAA
Molecule: messenger RNA, 2013 nt
Organism: Prorocentrum cordatum
Lineage: Eukaryota; Dinophyceae; Prorocentrales; Prorocentraceae
Source: the annotation of a GenBank genome assembly